CGACUCUAUGGUACUUCAAAUCCUGGGUUGACUGUUUGAAAAUUAAAAUAAAUAAAUGCAGAAAUUCGUCAGAAAAAUAGUGAAUGAAUUAUUGAUGUGCUCUUUUCAUUAACUUACAAAAUUUGAUAUUGUUUUAAAUAAUAUAGUUUAAGGUGAAUCUUUAUUUUCAGUCACUGAAAUAAUUAGCAUUCAUUUUAAUAACAAAGUGUUAAUUCUAACAUAACCUAAAUGUGUUAACAGCAAAAGAUUCUUUGAUAUGUUAUAGUUCAAAAACCCUUAUUAUAAUGUUAUUGUCAUAAAUGUUUAUUGUAUUUAAAAUAAGAUUGCUAUGGAUGAUGACUCUAAAGAAUAUAGAAGAAAUAAACCACAGCAAAAGUUUUAUAAACCAGGUAGUGGACCAUUAAGACGAUCAAGUUAUGGUUUGGACGCUAAAAUGGACACAAACGACUUAGACGGAGGUUCCAAAAGCCGAAACCAAAAUUAUUACGGAUCUCAAAACUCCAUUGCGGACGAUUUAAGCGACUCUUACAGAGGAACGAGUAUGCGUCACAAAAAACCUGAACAACAGCUUUACGUGCCUCGAUCAGGAGAUUCUUGCUCUGAUAAUGGUAGACAAUCUAAAGUACCAAUGAGGUGUGAUAAUUCUAGUCAGUACGUCAAUAGAAGAAUGUCUGAUAAUCCAGACAGACAGGGUUCAGGGUCUUAUUCUAGAAGUGCUUCCAAAAGAGAUAGAUCUUUUGCAGACUACCAUAACAAAGAUGGUACAAAUAAUGAUAUUAAUUAUAAUAGACAAUACAGACAAGCCUCUGAAACAAGAUCCAUUUCACCUACACAUAUGCAAGAUCAAAACUCUAUAGAUAGAAACAGAGAUAGCAGAAGUAUGGAAACAUCAGCAGGACGACACCUCUCGUCUUCUGGAGGUAAACCACCAUCUGGUCGACGUAACUCUUCAGGAUAUACAUCUGAUUCAUCAAGACUUAAAUAUAUGGUAAAUUUAGAUAAUAUACCUCCAAGAUUUAGAAAGAAAUUUUUAGAACAAUCAGGCCAUCACAAUUUCGACAGUGAUCAAAUACGUAGAGACAAAUAUUCUUCAAAUCAGUCUGUGCAACCAGUUUACAACCAGGAUACUCCAUAUUACAACAUGUCAAACUGGUCCCAAACAUUGCCAUCAAGAGGCAGAGGAAGAUUAAGAGACAAUGAAGGCUUUGACAGAGAAAAAUUUAUAAGUACAUAUUUGAAGAGCUAUGAUGUGCAAAAUUCUAGAAAAUCUACUCCUAGUAGUUCAUAUCUGAAUUUAUAUGAUACAAAUUCAGUGGAAAAUAAACAAGCCAAUGAUAAAGUAAAUACUGGGCCAAGUAGUACAGAGAGUCAAGAAUUUCAUGAUGCAUCGCAGAAUGGUACAAGCAGUAUGGCUAACACUAUUUCUAGUAGCCAGCCAGAACAUCAUAAACAAGAAACAGACAAUGAACACGACAGUGAAACUACAUCUCAGAUCUCAGCAACUUUACUGGAUAUCUCUAAUUUGGACUGGACAGAAGAAGUAGAAAAGAAUAUAAAACUAGAUGACAUGGGUGAUUCUUCAACUAGUUUUUCACAAAAUUUGAAGAAGUCUGUUCAAGAUGAUGUGAAGCCCGCUGAACCUCGUGAGUCGAAACGAAGUGGAAGAUCGCGGCGUAAAGAUCGAAGAAGUUCAAGUAGAGGCCUUAGAAAAGAGUCCGAAAAGAAAGUUGAGCGCAAUAGGAAGGAUAGUACAGCGAGCAUUCAGCAUGAGCCAGAGAGGGCUAGGAAGGACAGCAAUGUUAGCAUUCAGCAUGAGAUCGUGCACUCGGGACUGAAGCAGAGAGAACGCGAAAGACGAGACAGUCACAAGAGUAAUCGUUCUUCGACCAUCGGAAAUAGUAGAGACGACUUGGAUCGCUGGAGGUCGUUACGUUCUUACAGUAGAGAACAAAGCACUGAAGGGAGAAUAGUUUCGCAAUGUAACAGUCGAGACACGUCGGCUAACCGUGCUACUAGCCCGAGAGAUCAUGAUGGUUUUAGGAUUCCAUCAUCCAUGUCAAAAUCAGCAGCAUGGCUAUCAACAAAUCCGAAGAAAAGCAACGGUUCCUGGGCUAACGGUCGUACUUCAAGCGUGGAGCGUGGUCGACAGUCGCCUGCAUCGAGUCACGCCAGUGUAAGCACUGCGCCUGCUCCCGAAGGCGGCUCAGGACGACGUUCUCGUAAGCGUGCUGGUCGUCGCACUACGGAAAACAGAGAGCGACGCCGUGGAAGAAACGCCGAAGCUCAACAGCCACAGCAGCAACAUUCACAGAGCUCUCAGCACGCGCCGUCUGUGACGCCAGCCCCUGCCGCGUCACACUCGCACGGGUCCAGUUCUGGGACUCUGAACUGGAGAGAAGAAAUUCUAGAAUCCAAGAAAAUGAACUCUCAUGAAAAACAUCCAGAGACCAACUCGCGCAAUAAGGCUGCAGUGGACUCAUCCUCAUCACACCCUGGUUUAAUCAUGCUGCCACAAGCAUCAAUAACACAUAUGCAAAAAGACUUGGGGAGAGGAGGUUCAGUAGAAACUCAAAAGACUUUGUUUGAUCAUCAAAAUCCAUCCAAACCUAUAAUUGUACAAACUAGUCCCUCUAAAAUAGACAUAAGAAUGGAGAGAGAAAUUUGUCCGUCAGGAAUAAAAGAGAGUUCGUCUCGCGGUAACGCUGGGUACGAGGCCAAUGACGCGGCGCGAGCAGUGCGACACCGCGCCCUGCUACAAGAGGUGGACCGCGCUGACGUCAUUCUACAGACACACAUUCUAAGAGGACCUUUAGGCUUAGCUGAUCAUUGGCCUGACGUCACUGAAACUAGAGCUUUUCUGCAAAAUGCUCUUCAAAGACUUCUCAUGUCUGAUCUCAAGUACUGCCAAGCAGACAAUAUUGAACACCAUUUUUGGAAGAUUUUGUACUACAACUUUAUAGAACCAUUAAGAAAAAGUUUUACCCAAAUGACGCCUGAAGACAAGCCGAAGAUAGUGAAAUUGAUUAAUGUUAUAAUUGAAGAAGGAAAUACAUUUUUCGAAAACUUAAUUCAAAUGUUGGAGAAAACUUAUAAGUUUAAUGUGGACGAUUACAUAAAUGACAAUCAUGUCUUACCUCCCAAAGGUCUUGGGUAUGUGGGUUUGGCUUUAAUAUCAGUUCAAAAGAUAUACGUUUUUUUGGGGGAUUUAGCGCGAUAUAAGGAACAAGUGAAUGAGACAAAUAAUUAUGCUAAGAGUAAAUUUUGGUACACAAAAGCUCAACAGAUCAAUCCUAAGAAUGGCAGACCAUACAAUCAGUUAGCUAUAUUAGCAAUAUAUGCGAGAAGAAAAUUAGAUGCAGUAUAUUAUUAUAUGCGAAGUCUCAUGUCGUCCAACCCUUUUCAUUCAGCACGAGAGAGUUUGUUAUCACUUUUUGACGAAAAUAGAAAAAAGUAUGAGGCAGCAGAACGCAAGCGUCGAGCUGCGCUGGAGGCGACCAAGAACAGUGAUGCCGCGGCUUCUGGAGGCACCAGCAAUAAUAGUGUAGUAGAAGGUACACCCGGCAUGAAGAGAGAAGUAUGGGUGCGACCCAGUGGACACAGGACCACUACCUUCCGACCAGCAUCUAGGGACGAACAACUUGCUACUAUGACAUCAGUUGAGCUCAACAAAAAUUUCAUUACCAGUUAUUUACACGUUCAUGGGAAACUCAUCACUAAAAUAGGAAUGGAGACCUUUUACGAGAGUGCGAGUUUGAUGCUGCGUCAAUUUCGCGCCCUGCUUCAUCGCCAGCCACUGCCAACUCCUGCCGCCCGACUAUUGCAACUGACGGCACUCAAUAUGUUCGCAGUGGAAACCACCGCCGCAUCACUUAAAGAGGGCAACAGCGGAGAGCGAUCGGCGUGGUUGGAGUGCGCGCUGGGCGUGUCCCUGCUGAUGUUCGGUGCGAUGCUGGAGCGAUGCUGCGCACUGCUGCCGGAAGCGCCGCAAUCACAGCACCACACCGACGCCUUGCUACUACUGCCGGCCAUCAAGGUGUGGUCAGACUGGAUGUUAUGCCACAGUAGUAUAUGGAAUCCACCACCAUCAUUCGACAGUUUUGACGUUGGAGCCGACAACGACCCGUGGGAUUGGCUUGCGAAGCUUAUGAACAUAUUAGAAGCUCUCGAUGACAAGUCGAUAGAAUUCGAAAACGAAAUGAAAGAAGGUUACGUGUGCGUGCGUCUGCCGGAGGACGCGUCUCUGGGCGGGUUCACGCCGCUGAUGUACAUGGAGCCGGCCGUGGCCUGGGUGCGCGCCGACCAACUGGGACAACACCACGCCGCAGAACACGCCCUCAGAAUCACCAAGCUACUGUUCUUCGGCACUGAGUACUUAGUGGGCGUGGAGCCCCCGGUACUAAAGUUGGAGUGUCCGGCGGACGCGUCGCCGAGAUACGUCAGCGCCGUGCAACGAGCGCAGCCACUGCAUGCACCACUGCAACAACUGUCUGAAAAUUCUGAGGAUGAAAGCAAUACCAGUGGUGGUGCUAGCGAGGCGCCCAGUCACAGCGAGGGAGUCGAGGCAGAGGGGACCGACGAAACGACACGCAAACUGCUGCGCCGCAAGGAACAACUCGAGACUAGGAAGGCUACGAUUGAGAAACAUCGCCAACGUAUGCAGGAAAUAUUAAAAGGAGGUUCUGAAAUUGAAGUUCGACCUCGAUGGUUAGUGCCGGACACAAACUGCUUCAUCGAUCACCUGGAAUUGCUACAGGCCAUUGUAGCUGCGCCGGCGCAACCUUACACCUUAGCUGUGCCUGUUGUGGUGAUGACGGAGCUAGAAGGCCUACGCCUGAGUGGGCGGGUGGGCUCUGCGGCGCGCUCGGCGUUGAGCUGGGUGGGCGGCGCGGGCGCGGCGCUGCGCCUGGCCACGUCGCGCGGCUCGCUGCUGGCCACGCGCGCCUGCACGGCCGAGGCGGCGCCCGGGCCCGCCACCAACGACGACCGAGUCCUGGCCACAGCACUCAGUCUACACAACAACGUCGCCGCCGCGGCUGAUAAUGAUUCCCGCGGAGACGACGGCAGAGAGGCGCCGAAGGUAGCGCGGCGCGUGCGGGAGGUGGUGCUGCUGACGGACGACCGCAACCUGCGCGUCAAGGCACUCGCCGCCGAGCUACCCACGCGGGACCUGCCCUCCUUCGUGCACUGGGCUGGCUUGAUCAAAGAUGAUGCUGCGAGUACGGAGGCGGGCGCGGGCGCGGGCGAGGAGAGCGCGGGAGCACGCAAGUGACGUGCGUUCGGCCACAGUGACGACAGUUUAGCUCAUAUUCUGAUUUACUUUAUUAAUAACCUGAAUGCGAGGUGACUUAAUGUUGCAAAGAUAAUAGUGCUUAAUAAAGGUAAUAGCAUUCUGCCCGGGUGCAUGCGCGCUGUAUGGAUCUGAGGUAAUGAUUGCGCCUCAUUAUAGUAUAGGAAUUGAAUAGAUUAAGUAAAAUUAAAUACACCAAUAGAAGGUUAAAAUAUUAAUAGAUUUUGUUAAGAGCUUUAGGAUUCCACCUCCGUGUUCCUGGGCUACAUUUACUUUGUUAUUUUUUUACAUAUUUUCCGUUUUAUUUGUAAGGUAUUAGAUAAAUCGGAAAUUCAGUGUUGCUGAGCUAUUUUUAUUUACUUUUUUUUUGUAAUAUAGCAACUAUAUUUUUUAUUAUUUUCUAGUUAGGUGAUAGUAACAAAAUGUAUGGUAUUACCUAUCUCUAACAUCAAGUACAGGACACAUAGCAUGUAAUAUGAUUUGUAUACAAUGUUAUCAACUGAUCCAAUUAUGAUAAUUAAUUGACUGCAUGUCUACAUAUAUUUGAUUUUUAGAAAUUAUGAUUUUAAAUGAAUUUAAGUACAUUAUAUAAUACCUAUAAUUUUUUGCAUGAUUUCAUCGAAAUGCCAUGUGCCAUUCAUUGCUCUUGUUAAGCGGCUCAAUGCGUGUUGCCUUUUCCUUCUAUACAAUAUAAUUAUUAUAUCGACAGCGACUUUUAGCUAGACACGUUUUCUUACCGCUUAACACUUUUUUAUAUUUGGAGUGAGCAACCGCAUCAUGAUAAUUUUUAUAAUAAAAUGUAGUACAAAAUGUUUGACAUUACAAGGACACUUGGUGUUUUUACUCAGGUUUGUAUAGAACUAGUAUAGACGACACAGCAAAUUUUUCAUCACUUAUGUAAUUAUGUAUUAUCAGCAUCAAAAUGUGUAUUUUCAAAAUGCAAUGAAACACUCGAAUAGUUUCAUUUAUUUUGCUAGAUAAGUUUUGUAUUCCCGAUAGAGGUGCGUGUUUGCAGAACCUACAAGUUAGGCGAGCGUUUACUGCGGAAGCACGAGAUGUAGGAGCCAGUUUGUCGGGUAUCUAAAAAAUCCUAUUAAAAAUUUGUAACGAUUAUUUUGGUGCACCUUGUAACCAAAUGAUUGGCACCUUCACCUAUAACAGGUUAUCCUUAUACAUGUAGAUAAAACGUAUUGUGUAUAAACAGAUUUUUAAUGAUAACUAUAUGGUUAACAAUUAUUGUAACAAAGUUUUUCAUUUUUGAAACAUUUGAUGCUGUUACUUUUGUCUUGAUCAUGACGUUUUAAUUAAACAUUGAAUUACUUCAA
Spodoptera litura is the source of this 6612-nucleotide messenger RNA. RefSeq names its product Smg6 nonsense mediated mRNA decay factor (gene Smg6). Gene Ontology annotation, molecular function: telomeric repeat DNA binding; telomerase RNA binding; protein binding. Gene Ontology annotation, biological process: nuclear-transcribed mRNA catabolic process, nonsense-mediated decay. The record is from RefSeq and is a predicted model, not a curated record. Gene Ontology annotation, cellular component: telomerase holoenzyme complex. NCBI's taxonomy places the organism in Eukaryota, Metazoa, Arthropoda, Insecta, Lepidoptera, Noctuidae.